UCACAGGCUUCACGGCGAAUGAGCCAGUCUGAGCCGGUCGCAAUCCAGCUUUUCGCUGCAACCAUUUGCAGAGCCUUCUGUUCAUACGUACCAGCUCAAUUCCUCUUGGUUAAAGUUACGAAUUGAUUCCUAAUCUUUUCCGUCAAAGAAUUCAGCCGCUCCGACACACGAUGCACACCCUCAGCCAAACCUCGAGCCGGGCGACCCUCUCUGCUCGGCAAGGACGCAAAGCUGUUGCUCUCGGCAGCCUGCCGAAGCCCGUGGUGGCUGCCCGUGUGCCGGUGGCGUCGCCGGUGUCGCAGCGCGGAGCUCCGGGCGUGACGUGUCGCCGGAGCGUCAUUAGCCAUGGAAAGGUGGAGAAGAUCUCGGGCGAGCAGCUGGAGGUUGCCAUCGCCUCUCGCGAUACAACUCUAAUUGUCGACUUCUUUGCGACGUGGUGCGGCCCCUGCCUGCUGCUGGCGCGUGAGCUGGAGCAGGUGGCGGAGGAGAUGGACGGGCGUGUCAAGGUGGUGAAGAUCGACGUGGACGAGAACCCCGACCUGUCCAACAUGCUGCGGAUCCAGGGCCUGCCCACCAUCGUCAUCAUCCCCAAGGACGCCGGCAAGCCCGCGCUGCGCACCGAGGGCUUCCUGCCCGCCGCCCAGAUCAUGGAGAUCGUGGGGCAGAUCGAGGCCGGCCAGACGCCGGGGCAGCCGCAGCAGCCCGAGGCGCCGCAGCAGUAGAGGGGGAAGGAGGGGAGCGGGGGAGCCGCGCCGGAGCAGCAGGACAGCUGGCAGGCGGCGGGGCGGCUGGCCGGGGCGGCGAGCGGGGGUUACCUGGAGAGGGGUCAGCAGCGCGAGGUAGCGCCUGUGCGUGGUGCCGUGGUGCGCUCGCGCGGUCAUGACCUGACCGAUGGCCAUGUCGUCAUGGGACUCGUGAUGGGGGGGGCGCAGCUGUGGGGCUGUGGGGCUGUGGGGCUGCGUGGCAGUGCAGCACGCCGUGGCCCGUGGCGGCGCCGUGGCUGGCGGCUGUGGGAGCAGCCGGGUGCGGUGCAGCCGCGGCGGUGCAUGCAUCUUGAAGGUCCGCCGACCCGCUGCCGCCACCACCUCCAGCCCUUAGGACCGCCACCUGCCGGCUGAGUGCGCCUGUGAGCCUGCGGUGAUUUGCCGUACCGGAGCUGCCCCCACCAGCUGCCUGGGGAUGGCGAUGGAAGGGGUGCUUGUGAAGCUGUAGAGGUUAGGCUUCUCUCGUGGUGUUGAUGCAUGAUGCCGGGCAGAUCUCGAGGACGCGUAUUGGUGGACAUAUCACACAUGCGCGAAGGUCUGACAACAUUGCCGCCGCUCGAACCCUUCGCAACACUGUGUCUAGUGAGGUGUUCGGUGCAGAAGGUGUUUUGUAGUAUAGGAGAGAGGGCGCAUGCGCAAAGGAGGCGGAAGCCGUGCGUCUCCCCACGGCGUGUCCCUUCCGCAACAACCCUUCACACAGUGGAGGAUCAUGAGCGGGCAUGGCGUAUGGGCUGCGGCUGUGCAGUCCGGCCCUCGGGGUCGUCGUAACUGGAAGGCUGUCAGCUGGGUAUUUGGUUGCGGUUUGCGGGGUUACGCACAGGCGCGCUUGCAGCCCCAUGCAUGCUGCGGCUACGACUGGCUCCACACGUCGUGGCUGUGCCGGCCGCGGCGUGUGUGUGUGAGCGGGGGGUGAUGCGCCGUGUGCGGCACCGGCACUGGGCCGCUGCGUAAUGGCAGGUGCGCGGUCGGGUGUGGUGCGGCUGCGCAGAUGCUGUAAGACUGAUGUGUG
This is a messenger RNA of Chlamydomonas reinhardtii, 1773 nucleotides long. RefSeq lists its product as uncharacterized. Gene Ontology annotation, biological process: cell redox homeostasis. The coding region runs from base 171 to 722 and encodes 183 amino acids. Gene Ontology annotation, molecular function: protein-disulfide reductase activity. The record is from RefSeq and is a predicted model, not a curated record. Lineage: Eukaryota; Viridiplantae; Chlorophyta; Chlorophyceae; Chlamydomonadales; Chlamydomonadaceae. The transcript is spliced from 5 exons.